This is a messenger RNA of Aphanomyces invadans, 1041 nucleotides long. RefSeq lists its product as hypothetical. The transcript has 2 exons. The record is from RefSeq and is a predicted model, not a curated record. Gene Ontology annotation, biological process: oxaloacetate metabolic process; L-glutamine metabolic process. Gene Ontology annotation, molecular function: omega-amidase activity. NCBI's taxonomy places the organism in Eukaryota, Oomycota, Saprolegniomycetes, Saprolegniales, Verrucalvaceae. Gene Ontology annotation, cellular component: mitochondrion. Bases 6 to 869 code for a protein of 287 amino acids.
UUUCGAUGAGCCGAACGUCAAGCAAGUUCAAGGUAGCGCUGUGCCAACUGGCCGUCGGCGACAAGAAGCCCGUGAACAUCCAACGCGCGAAAGCUGCUGUCGAAGAAGCUGCUCGCAAUGGCGCGCAAGUGGUAUCUCUUCCGGAAUGCUGGAACUCGCCGUACGCAACGUCGUCGUUCCCCCAAUAUGCCGAGGAGAUUCCGGCUGGUUCUCAAGUGACAGAAGCGGAUCACCCGUCGACCCACCUUAUCCUGUCGUUGGCGAAAAAGCUCAACAUCUACUUGGUCGGGGGAAGCAUUCCUGAACGUGACAACGGAAAGAUCUACAACACCUGUGUGAUCGCAGGCCCGGAUGGAUCGUUGAUCACGAAGCACCGCAAGGUGCAUUUGUUCGACAUCGACGUGCCCGGCAAGAUCACAUUCAAGGAAUCCGAUACGCUUACUGGAGGUAGCCAAGUGACUGUGUUUGACACCCCUUGGUGUAAGUUUGGGGUCGGCAUUUGCUACGACAUUCGAUUCCCUGAAUUGUCGAUGCUCAUGAAGGAAGCGGGCGCCAAAUUUCUCAUGUAUCCUGGCGCGUUCAACCUCACGACGGGUCCCGCACACUGGGAAUUGCUCCAACGUGCGCGAGCGGUGGACAGCCAAUUGUUUGUGGCGGCGACGUCUCCCGCUCGCGGCCCCGAAAGCGGGUACCAAGCAUGGGGUCAUUCGUCGGUUGUGUCGCCUUGGGGCGACGUGGUUGCCACGACGUCACACGAAGAAGCGAUCGUAUACGCCGACAUUGAUAUCGAACAAGUGGACGAGAUGCGUCGCAACAUCCCCACCGCGAUGCAAAAGCGCACGGACCUGUACAAGCUCGUUGCCAACUAGACAAAUGCAUUGGGAGGGUGGUCCACACGGAACAUUUCUGCAUGGGGUUGUGUUGCCUUAAUAGAUAAAGUCGGACCGUUGGAAAAGCGGCCGCGCACUCAUGAGGAUGUCAAACGACACGGCCAAGCCAAUGUGGAGGAGCACAUCAGCGCCAUCGCUCACAUGCAGCCGC